CAGAUCACUGAGCACCGAUUCAAGCAAAAGACCGUACACAGCCAGUACAACGUGCCAGUGGAGAAGCCCGUAUUCAGGAAGCAGGUGGUGCAAGACGUGCACCACAACUACGUGGCCAAGCCCUACGCGGUACCCAAGCCCUACGCAGUGCCCCAGCCCUAUGCAGUACCUCAGCCCUACCCCGUGUAUCACCACGAGGUGGAGGUGAACCAGCCCGUUCAAGUUGUGCGUCAUCACACUCACCAACAGCAGGUGCAUCAUUUCCCGUUGGUUAAAACUGCUGAUGUGGUGCACCAACACUCGCCUGUGGUGCAUGUAGCACCAGUUGUACAACAGGUUGUGGCUGUACCGUAUGCAGCCCCAGUUUUCGCUAACGCUGCACAGCAUACGCGAACGGAAACAAUGCAGGCCCACUGAAGCAUUCCCACUACAUAGAGGGGCAAAACAAUAAGAAAUGAUCAAUCUUGAAAAUAAACAUCAAUAAAACAACCUAAAGUCUCUCUUCUCCCUUGAGAAAUUGUCGUCCAAAUUAACUCUCUAAGUAGACCAGUCAGUAUUCAUAGACAUUUUUCAAUAAUACUGCAAUCGUGAUAGCAAUAGGCUGGUGUUUGCAAAUUGAGGCCAAGAAGAUGAAAAAUUAGAUUUAUAGUUUGAUUUCGAGUAUUUUCUCCAGUAAAAUUCGGAAAUAAAUCUGGACCAAGCUCAAUCUUUUUAUUGCAAUACUUCUCUUAAGCUCCACUUCUUUUUGUUUGUUUGUUUGCUA
Molecule: messenger RNA, 763 nt
Organism: Hyalella azteca
Lineage: Eukaryota; Metazoa; Arthropoda; Malacostraca; Amphipoda; Hyalellidae
Exons: 1
Source: RefSeq, a predicted model, not a curated record